Fonticula alba is the source of this 3372-nucleotide messenger RNA. RefSeq lists its product as hypothetical. The record is from RefSeq and is a predicted model, not a curated record. Gene Ontology annotation, molecular function: hydrolase activity, hydrolyzing O-glycosyl compounds; cation binding; 1,4-alpha-glucan branching enzyme activity. The transcript has 12 exons. Gene Ontology annotation, cellular component: cytoplasm. Gene Ontology annotation, biological process: carbohydrate metabolic process. NCBI's taxonomy places the organism in Eukaryota, Rotosphaerida, Fonticulaceae. Bases 8 to 3031 code for a protein of 1007 amino acids.
CCGGCCUAUGUCCUGCUCCGCCGUUGUGGAGAUGCCGCCCGAUCUGCCGGAGUCCCGCCUAAAGGCUGUCGUCAAGCCCGGCGCCACCGAUUCGGCCAGCGCCUGCCAGCCCGUCGAGUCGUCCGCCGAGCUGGUAAGCUCGCUCUCCUCGCUCGGGUCCUUCGUGUCGGCCGUGUCGAUGGACCACCUGGCCUCCGGGCCGGGGAACCCCGAGCCAGCCCGCGAGCCUGCCGAGGCCGUGGGACCGCAUGUGCUGGCCGCACGCCGGGCUGCCGCCCACGAUCCCGCUCUCGGAUGGUUUGAGGGCGCUCUGGCGGCCCGGCGCCAGGAUGCCGCGCGCAUGCUCCAGUCGCUGACUCGUGCGGAAAUCCAAGUCCCCCGGCCGGGGCCGCUGCCGGCGUGCGUGGCCGCCGCGCUGCCCUUCCGCAGCACGCCGGCCCCCGGCCCCCGGGAGGCCCAUGGUCCCGAGGCGGCCGGUGCCCCGCGCGACGCCGAUCCCCUGGCCGAGGGGUCGCCCGAGCGCAUGGCACUCCAGCACUUCGCCGAGGGCCACCUCUUCUUCGGCAUCAUCGAGGGAACGGCCCCGGCGGCCACCGCGCACUUCUACCAGCGCUUGCAGAAGCUUGGCCAGCGUUUUGUCUCGCAGCAGGAUUCCCUGCCCGAUCGGUGCGCCCUGGCCUUGGACAUGGGGUGCCACCGGGAUGGCACCGUCCCGUCGGCCCUGGGCCCCGCCCUGGACACACUGUACCCGGAGGCCGUGACAUGCCAGGCUCCGGAAGCCGGGCCCGAUGCCCUGGUCCCCGGCCUCUGGUACCGCGAGUGGAUCCCCAACGGCCGGUGUGCUUUCCUUUUCGGGGAUUUCUCCGACUGGCGGCGCGCCGACUUCCCCAUGCUUCGGGAUCAGGACGGCGUCCACCAUGUGUUCAUCCCCCACGGCCCGGCCGGGCCGGCCAUCCCCCACCAGUCCCGGUACAAGGUCGGCUUUCGGACUCGCAACACUGGCGCCUGGCUCGAGCGGGCCCCCGCUUGGGCCAAGUACCUGCUGGCCGGCGGGGGCGAUGGCAAGCUCUUCGACGCCAUCCACUGGAGUCCCGAGCGGCCGUACCGGCCGCGCUUUGCCCGGCCGGCGCCCCUGCCGCCAGGCCAGCGUCUGCUCAUCUACGAGGCCCACGUGGGCAUCGCCUCGCCCGAGCCACGCAUUGCUUCGUACAUGGAGUUUGCCGAGCGCGUGGUGCCUCGCAUUGCCGCCCUCGGCUACAAUGCCAUCCAAGUGAUGGCCGUCCAGCACCACCCGUAUUACGCCUCCUUCGGGUACCAUGUCACCCACCCGUUCGCCGUGUCCGGCUACAGCGGCACGCCGUGUGAGUUCCGCGCGCUCGUGGACAAGUGCCACCAGUUCGGCCUCCGGGUCAUCUUGGACAUUGUCCAGGCACAUGGCUGCAGCAAUGUGCUCGAUGGCCUUGGGGAGUUUGACGGAACCCCGGACGGGACUUACUUCCAUGGCGGCCCGCGCGGCACGCACUCCCAGUGGGAUAGCCGGAUCUUUGCCUAUGAGCGCCCGCAGGUGGCCCGCUACCUCCUGAGCAACCUGCGCUUCUGGCUCGAUUGCUACGGGGUCGAUGGGUUCCGCUUUGACGGGAUCACCUCCAUGCUGUACACCCACCAUGGCAUUUUCCACGUCUUUUCCGGCGACUACCGCGAAUACUUCGACCCCAUCACCACCGACCGAGACGCCAUCGCCUACCUGACGCUGGCCAAUGCCCUGGUGGCGGAUACCCACCCCGGGGCCAUCACCGUGGCCGAAGAUGUGUCCGGCAUGCCGCUGCUGGCCCGGCCGCUGGCCGAGGCCGGCAUGGGCUUCGGCUGGCGCAUGGCCAUGUUCCCGGCCGACGAGUGGACCCGCCUGGCCAAGGAGAUCAGGGACGAGGACUGGUCCGUCAGCAAUAUCAGCUGGAUGCUGUCCAACCGCCGGCACAUGGAAAAUACCGUGGUCUAUGUGGAGUCGCACGAUCAAUGCCUCGUCGGCGACCAGGCCCUCAUGUUCCGCAUGGCCGGCGCCAGCAUGUACUCGGCCAUGUCGCGUCUGAGCCCGCCCGGGCCGGACAAGGGCGCCGUCGAGCGCGCCCUCCGCCUGCACAAGAUGAUUCGCCUCGUGACCCUGACCCUCGGCGGCGAGGGCUAUCUGAACUUCAUCGGCAAUGAGUUUGGCCAUCCCGAGUGGCUGGACUUCCCGCGCGAGGGCAAUGGAAAUUCAUACAACCACGCGCGGCGGCAGUUCCAACUGCUCGACGAUCCAAACCUGCACUUUGGAGCCCUCUGGCGCUUUGAUGCGGGCCUCAUCUGGGGCCUGGGCCGGGUGGUGCCCCGGACCACGCGCGAGUUCGUCAGCCGCAAGAACGAUGGCGACCAGGUGUUGGCCUUCGAUUUCAGCUUCCCGGCCCCGGCAAAUCCGAAUGUCCGGCUGGACGCCACCCUGGCCGACGCCCCGCCGGCCUACGACCAUUACGUGGUGGUGGCCAACUUCCACCCGUACAAGAGCUUCGAGGGAUACAGCAUCGGUGUCCCCGCGGCCGGGACCUACCGCAUGGUGCUGUCCUCGGAGGCGCCGAUCUUUUCCGACCGCGACACCGAGUGCUACCGCCGCUCAUGCUCCGCACCGCAGCUGUCCCAUUCGCAGCUGGUGGCCGCCACCCAGUCGGACCGUGGCGACGACUCGGCCGCCGACAUUCCGACUCCCGGGUCGUGCGUCAAUCGCUUCCACGCGCUGUGCUUCCAGCUGGCCCGGGCCGGCUGUGCCAGCAAGGAGCACACCCGGGCCGGUGGCGAGCCGGCCGCCACGGCCUUCCUGACCAAGCAGCUGCUGGAGGUGGCCUCGGGACGAGAGUGUGCCACCUGCCGGGCCGACUCCCUGAUCGACCCGAAUGGGCGGUACUUCUCGGAUCGCGAGGCCGAGGGCGGCUGGGAUGGUCGUGCGGCUCGCAUCCAGGUGUAUAUCCCCUCCCGAACGGCCCUCGUGCUGAAGCGCGAGUAGGUGACCACCCACCCGGCCCGUGGCCCUCGCCGCCCAGCCCAAGGAGGGAGCCCCCUGGGAGGCACUCACCCGCCCGGUGUCCGCAUGGGUGUGCAUUCGGCCACACAAGCCCCGGCCAAGUGGGGCAAAACCAAAUCUAUAUUCUUUCUCACAGCUCGCGCGCAUGAAGCCACAAACAGCUGCCGGCCCAGCGAGCCAGCCGGGAGAAAGGGGCAAAGAGGAGAAGUAAAAGACAGAAGCAGGGGGAAGGACAGACCGCGAAUGGCAGGGGGCCGGGGGAGCACACAAACAACAGGAGCCCCGCCCAGGCGGAGGCAGGAGGGGGGGGAGGGGGGGGGGAG